Messenger RNA from Trachemys scripta elegans, 14765 nucleotides. It is a transcript of the gene PLEC, whose product is annotated as plectin. The record is from RefSeq and is a predicted model, not a curated record. The coding region runs from base 27 to 13916 and encodes 4629 amino acids. Gene Ontology annotation, cellular component: keratin filament; cell junction; cytoplasm. NCBI's taxonomy places the organism in Eukaryota, Metazoa, Chordata, Testudines, Emydidae. Gene Ontology annotation, molecular function: protein binding; structural molecule activity; keratin filament binding. Gene Ontology annotation, biological process: intermediate filament bundle assembly; wound healing. The transcript has 34 exons.
CGCAGCCGGCGAGGCAGCGCCUUAGCAUGUCCCCCCUGGGCCCGUGGGUGCCGAGGGACCCCGCGUGGCUGCGCGUGGUCUGGGUCGCGGCACUGGGGCUGGGCUCCGUCUGCAUCUGGGUCCUGUUCCUGGUGUGCUCCCUGUGGGGCCGGCAGCCUGUGCGCCCCGGGGCCCAGCCGCUGGCAGGCAAGCAGUCGGGAGGUGGGAGAUCUCAGGCCAGCUCAGAGAAGAGAAGGAAGAAGGGUGCGAAGCAGAACCCUGCUCGCAGCCGGCGGGAGCAGCCCCAGGGAGCACGGGGGCCGCUGAACAAGGAGCCCAGGACAGCCAGCACACGAGUGGCAGCCCACAGACAGGAGCUGAUGUCUGCUGGCAGGAAGGAGAAGUCUAGGAUGGCAGAGGAGAGUUCAAGUGGUAGCAGCAGCUCCCCUAGCCCUGGGGACACUCUCCCUUGGAACCUGGCCAAGCACCAGAGGACGAAAAGAACCAAGUCGUCCUCGGGCAGCGGGACCGUGCUGGACCCGGCGGAGAGAGCCGUGAUCCGCAUCGCAGAUGAGCGAGACCGGGUCCAGAAGAAAACCUUCACCAAAUGGGUCAACAAGCACCUCAUCAAGGCUCAGCGCCAUGUCAGCGACCUGUACGAGGACCUGCGGGAUGGCCACAACCUCAUCUCGCUGCUGGAGGUGCUCUCGGGGGACACGCUGCCCCGCGAGAAGGGGCGAAUGCGCUUCCAUAAACUGCAGAAUGUGCAGAUUGCCCUGGAUUACCUGAAACACCGGCAGGUGAAGCUGGUGAACAUCCGCAACGAUGACAUCGCCGACGGCAACCCCAAGCUCACGCUGGGCCUCAUCUGGACCAUCAUCCUCCACUUCCAGAUCUCGGACAUCCAGGUGAGCGGGCAGUCCGAGGACAUGACGGCCAAGGAGAAGCUGCUGCUGUGGUCACAGCGCAUGGUGGAGGGCUAUCAGGGCCUGCGCUGCGACAACUUCACCACCAGCUGGCGGGACGGGCGUCUCUUUAACGCCAUCAUCCACCAUCACAAACCCAUGCUCAUCGACAUGAACAAGGUGUAUCGCCAGACCAACCUGGAGAACCUGGACCAGGCCUUCACCGUGGCCGAGCGGGACUUGGGGGUGACGCGCCUGCUGGACCCUGAAGAUGUGGACGUGCCCCAGCCGGACGAGAAGUCCAUCAUCACCUACGUCUCGUCGCUGUAUGACGUCAUGCCCCGCGUGCCUGACGUGUCGGUCGGCCUCAAGGCCAAUGAGCUGCAGCUGCGGUGGCAGGAGUACCGCGAGGUGGUGACGGCACUGCUGCAGUGGAUUCGCAAUCACACCGUCAUCUUCGAGGAGCGCAAGGUGCCGGGGAGCUACGAGGAGAUCGAGCUCCUCUGGCGCCAGUUCCUGAAGUUCAAGGAAACCGAGCUCCCGGCCAAGGAGGCCGACAAGAACCGCUCCAGGGUCAUUUACCAGUCGCUGGAGGGCACGGUGCAGGCCGGGCAGCUGCAAGUGUCCCCCGGCUACCACCCCCUGGACGUGGAGAAGGAGUGGGGCAAGCUGCAUGUCGCCAUUCUGGAGCGCGAGAAGCUGCUUCGCGCUGAGUUCGAGAGGUUGGAGCGGCUGCAGCGCAUCGUCAGCAAGCUGCAGAUGGAGUCGGGGGUGUGCGAGGAGCAGCUGAACCAGGCCGACACCCUGCUGCAGUCGGACAUCCGGCUGCUGAACGCCGGGAAGCAGCCGCAGAAGGCGGCCGAGAUCGAGCGGGACCUGGACAAGGCAGACGCCAUGAUCCGCCUGCUCUUCAAUGAUGUGCAGGCCCUGAAGGACGGGCGCCAUCCGCAGGGCGAGCAGAUGUACCGCAGGGUGUACCGCCUGCACGAGCGCCUGGUCGCCAUCCGCACCGAGUACAACCUGCGCCUGAAGUCGGGCUCCCUGCAGCCGGCCCAGGUGGCCAUGCCCCUCGGCCAGCGGCCCCGGCAGGAGCUGGACGACGUCACGCUGUGCUACCUGCAGGACCUGCUGGCCUGGGUGGAGGAGAACCAGAGGCGGCUCAACGGCGCCGAGUGGGGCGUGGACCUGCCCACGGUGGAGUCGCAGCUGGGCAGCCACCGGGGCCUGCACCAGUCCAUCGACGAGUUCCGGGCCAAGAUCGAGCGGGCGCGAGCCGACGAGGCCCAGCUCUCGCCCGGCCCGCGCAGCGCCUACCGAGACUGCCUGGGCCAGCUAGACCUGCAGUACGCCCAGCUGCUGAACAUGUCCAAGGCGCGGCUGCGGCACCUGGAGAGCCUGCAGGCCUUCGUGGCCGCCGCCACCCGGGAGCUGAUGUGGCUGAGCGAGAAGGAGGAGGAGGAGGUGAACUACGACUGGAGCGACCGCAACCCCAACAUGACGGCCAAGAAGGAGAACUACUCGGGGCUGAUGCGGGAGCUGGAGCUGCGGGAGCGUAAGAUAAAGGAGAUUCAGAGCACGGGGGACAGGCUGCUGCAUGAGGAGCACCCGGGCAGGCAGACUGUGGAGGCCUUCCAGGCGGCGCUGCAGACCCAGUGGAGCUGGAUGCUCCAGCUAUGCUGCUGCAUCGAGGCCCAUCUGAAGGAGAACACGGCCUACUUCCAGUUCUUCUCAGACGUGAAGGAGGCCGAGGAGUUCCUGAGAAAGACUCAGGAGAGCAUGAAGAAGAAAUACUCGUGCGACCGCACCAUCACUGUGACACGCCUCGAGGACCUGCUACAAGAUGCCCUUGAGGAGAAGGAGCAGAUCACGGAGUACAAAGGGCACCUGACGGGGCUGGCCAAGCGGGCCAAAGCCAUCGUGCAGCUCAGGCCGCGUAACCCGGGCACCCCACUCAAGGGCCGGCUGCCAGUGCAGGCCGUGUGUGACUACAAGCAGGUGGAGAUCACGGUGCACAAGGGAGACGAGUGCGUCCUGCUGAGCAACGCCCAGCCCUCCAAGUGGAAGGUGCUCAGUGGCUCGGGGAGCGAGUCCGUCGUGCCGUCCGUCUGCUUCCUCGUACCCCCGCCCAACAGGGAGGCGCUGGACGCCGUCAGCAGGCUGGACGUCAGCCACCAGCACGUGGUGACGCUGUGGCACCAGCUGCACGUGGAUAUGAAGAGCCUCCUGUCCUGGCAGUACCUGGUCCGGGACAUCCAGCAGAUCCAGUCCUGGUCCCUGCUCGUGUUCCGGACGCUGCAGCCCGAGGAUUACCGGCAGACGCUGCGCAGCCUGGAGACCCAUUUCCAGGAGUUCAUGCGCGACAGCCAGGACUCGCAGAGCUUCCUGCCGGACGACCGGCUGCAGAUGGAGCGCGAGUACAGGGCCUGCACCCAGAAAUACGAGCACCUGCUGCACAGCCUGGAGAAAGGCGAGCAGGACGAGUCCAUGUGCAAGAGCUACAUCUCCCAGCUGAAGGACAUCCGGCUGCAGCUGGAGGGCUGCGAGUCCCGCACUGUCCACAAGAUCCGAGCGCCCCUCGACAAGGACCCGGUCAAGGAGUGUGCCCAGCGCAUCAGUGAGCAGCAGCAAAUCCAUGUGGAGCUGGAGGGCAUCCGGAAGAGCCUGGAGAAGGUGAGCGCGAAGACGGAGAAGGUGCUGGCCCAGCCGGAGCACUCGAGCUCGGCCCCAGUCCUGCGCUCGGAGCUGGAGAUCACUCUCCAGAAGAUGGACCAGGUGUACAGCCUCUCCACCAUCUACCUGGAGAAGGACUCUGUCUACGCUGUGCCCCCCAAUCAUCAUUUCUUUGCUGUCUGUCUGGAAGAGAAGCUGCUCCGGGUGCUGGGCGCUGGCGGUUACGUGGGUGAGGGCUGUGAGGAGCUCCAAGGGUCCCAGCUGAGCCGAGAGAACGGGCAGCGCGCGGGAGCCAGGGUACUUGUGUGUCCCAGGAGACGGGGUUUCUCCCUAGCAGAGCCCCAGGCUGGGGGGUGCAGGCUGGGAUCCCGCGGAGCCUGUGGAGGGGGUCGCUGGCUCCUGGAUCUCUGCCAGUCUCUGACGCGGGCUCUUCUCCCCCAGGAUUAUGAGCUGCAGUUGGUGACGUACAAGGCCCAGGUGGAACCCGUGGCUUCCCCAGCCAAGAAACCCAAAGUGCAGUCUGCAUCUGACAGCGUGAUCCAGGAGUACGUGGACCUGCGGACACAGUACAGCGAGCUGACCACUCUCACCAGCCAGUACAUUAAGUUCAUCAGCGAGACCCUGCGGCGGCUGGAGGAGGAGGAGAGAGCCGCGGAGAAGCUGAAGGAGCAGGAGAGGAAGCGGCUGGAGGAGGUGGAGGCCCAGCUGGAGAAGCAGAAGCAGCUGGCCGAGGCGCACGCCAAAGCCAAGGCGCAGGCUGAGAAGGAGGCGCAGGAGCUGCAGCGCCGCAUGCACGAGGAGGUCUCCAAGAGGGAGGUGGUGGCUGUGGACGCCGAACAGCAGAAGCAGAACAUCCAGCAGGAACUGAUGCAGCUGAAGCAGAACUCGGACACCCAGAUCAAAUCCAAGGACAAGCUGAUCGAGGAGGUGGAGUACAGCCGCAGGAAGGUGGAGGAGGAGAUCCACAUCAUCCGCCUGCAGCUCGAGACCUCCGAGAAGCAGAAGUCCAGCGCGGAGACUGAGCUGCGGGAGCUGCGGGCCCGGGCCGAGGAGGCCGAGCGGCAGAAGAAGCUGGCCCAGGAGGAGGCCGAGCGCCUGCGCAAGCAGGUGAAGGAUGAGACGCAGAAGAAGCGGGAGGCGGAGGAGGAGCUGAACCGCAAGGUACAGGCAGAGAAGAACGCGGCCCGGGAGAAACAGAAGGCGAUGGAGGACCUGGAGAAGCUGCGCAUGCAGGCGGAGGAGGCAGAGCGGAGGAUGAAACAGGCUGAGCUGGAGAAGGAGCGGCAGAUCCAGGUGGCUCAGGAAAUGGCGCAGAAGAGCGCGGAGACCGAGCUGCACAGCAAGCGCCUGUCCUUCGCCGAGAAGACAGCCCAGCUGGAGAUGUCCCUGAAGCAGGAGCACAUCACAGUCACCCACCUGCAGGAGGAGGCAGAGCGCCUGAAGAAGCAGCAGCUGGAGGCCGAGAAAUCCAGGGAGGAGGCCGAGAAGGAGCUGGAGAAGUGGCGGCAGAAGGCGAACGAGGCCCUGCGCCUCCGGCUGCAGGCAGAGGAGGUGGCGCACAAGAAGACCCUGGCUCAGGAGGAGGCUGAGAAGCAGAAGGAGGAUGCGGAGAGGGAGGCCAGGAAGCGGGCGAAGAUGGAGGAGUCUGCCCUGCGGCAGAAGGAGCUGGCUGAGGAGGAGUUGGAGAAGCAGAGGAAGCUGGCAGAGGGCACCGCCCAGCAGAAGUUCUCGGCUGAGCAGGAGUUGAUCCGGCUGAAGGCGGAGAUGGAGAACCGGGAGCAGCAACGCCUGCUGCUGGAGGAGGAGCUCUUCCGCCUGAAGAACGAGAUCAGCGAGGCCAUUCAUAAGAGGAAGGAGGUGGAGGAGGAGCUGGCCAAGCUGCGUGCCGAGAUGGAGAUCCUCCUGCAGAGCAAGGCCAAGGCGGAGGAGGAUUCCCGCUCCACCAGCGAGAAGUCCAAGCAGAAGCUGGAAGCCGAGGCCAGCAAGCUACGGGAGCUGGCCGAGGAGGCGGCUCGGCUGCGCGCGCUGUCGGAGGAGGCCAAGCGGCAGCGGCAGCUGGCCGAGGAGGAGGCGGCCCGGCAGCGAGCCGAGGCCGAGAGGAUCCUGAAGGAGAAACUGGCCGCCAUCAGUGAGGCCUCCCGGCUGAAGACAGAGGCAGAGAUCGCCCUGAAGGAGAAGGAGGCGGAGAACGAGCGGCUGCGGCGGCUGGCGGAGGACGAGGCCUACCAGCGCAAGCUGCUGGAGGAGCAGGCCGCCCAGCACAAGCAAGACAUCGAGGAGAAGAUCGCCCUGCUGAAGAAGUCCUCUCACACCGAGCUGGAGCGGCAGAAGGGCCUUGUGGAUGAUACGCUGAAGCAGCGGCGCAUCAUCGAGGAGGAGAUCCGCAUCCUCAAGAUCAACUUUGAGAAGGCGUCGGCGGGCAAGACGGACCUGGAGCUGGAGCUGAGCCGGAUCAAGAGCAGCGCGGAGGAGAUCCAGCGCAGCAAGGAGAAGGCCGAGCAGGAGGCUGAGAAGCAGCGGCAGCUGGCCCUGGAGGAGGAGAACCGCCGCAGGGAGGCCGAGGAGAAGGUGAAGAAGAUCUUGGCUGCGGAGCAGGAAGCCGCCCGGCAGCGCAAGGUGGCCCUGGACGAGGUGGAGCGCCUGAAAGCCAAGGUGGAGGAGGCCAAGAGGCAGAAGGAGCUGGCGGAGAAGGAGUCGGAAAGGCAGAUCCAGCUGGCCCAGGAAGCCGCUCAGAAGAGGAUUCAGGCCGAGGAGAAGGCCCACCUGGCUACUGUGCAGCAGAAGGAGCAGGAGCUGCUGCAGACGCGGCGCCAGGAACAGAACAUCCUGGACAAGCUGAGGGAAGAGGCCGAGAAGGCCAAGAAAGCGGCGGAGGAGGCAGAGUUUGCUCGUGUCAAGGCUGAGCAGGAUGCGGCCCUGUCCCGGCAGCAGGUGGAGGAGGCGGAGCGUCUGAAGCAGCGAGCUGAGGAGGAGGCGCAGGCCAAAGCCCGAGCCCAGGAGGACGCGGAGAAGCUCCGGAAGGAGGCCGAGCUGGAGGCGGCGAAGCGGGCCCAAGCCGAGCAGGCAGCUCUGAAGCAAAAGCAGCUGGCUGACGCCGACAUGGAGAAGCACAAGAAGUUUGCGGAGCAGACGCUGAGGCAGAAGGCCCAGGUGGAGCAGGAGCUGACCAAGGUCAAGCUGCAGCUGGAGGAGACGGACCACCAGAAGAGUAUCCUGGACGAGGAGCUGCAGCGGCUGAAGGAGGAGGUGACGGACGCCAUGAGGCAGAAGGCCCAGGUGGAGGAAGAGCUCUUCAAGGUGAAGAUCCAGAUGGAGGAGCUGAUCAAACUGAAGACCCGGAUCGAGGAGGAGAACAAGGUGCUGAUCCUGAAGGACAAGGACAACACGCAGAAGUUCCUGGUGGAGGAGGCCGAGAAGAUGAAGCUCGUGGCGGAGGAGGCUGCUCGCCUGAGCGUGGAGGCGCAGGAGGCCGCCCGCAUGCGGAAGCUGGCGGAGGACGACCUGGCGCAGCAGCGGGCGCUGGCGGAGAAGAUGCUGAAGGAGAAGAUGCAGGCCGUGCAGGAGGCCACGCGGCUGAAGGCGGAGGCCGAGAUGCUGCAGAGGCAGAAGGACCUAGCACAGGAGCACGCCAAGAAGCUCCAGGAGGACAAAGAGCAGAUGCAGCAGCGCCUGACUGAGGAGACCGAGGGCUUCCAGAAACUCCUGGAGGUUGAGCGCAAGCGGCAGCUGGAGAUCAUGGCCGAGGCCGAGCGCCUCAAGCUGCAUGUGACCGAGAUGAGCAUGGCCCAGGCCAAGGCCGAGGAGGACGCGAAGCGGUUCAAGAAGCAGGCGGAGGAGAUCAGCGAGAAGCUGCACAAGACGGAGCUGACCACCCAGGAGAAGAUGACGCUGGUCCACACGCUGGAGAUCCAGAGGCAGCAGAGCGACAGGGACGCGGAGAAUCUGAAGAGAGCGAUCGCUGAGCUGGAGAGGGAGAAGGAGAAGCUGAAGCGGGAGGCGGAGCUGCUGCAGCAGAGAUCAGAAGAGAUCCAGACGGCUCAGCAGGAACAGCUCCGUCAGGAGACUCAGAUACUCCAGCAGAGCUUCUUAACGGAGAAGGAUAGCCUGCUUCAGAAAGAGAGGUUCAUUGAGGAAGAGAAAGCUAAGUUGGAGAAACUCUUCAAAGAUGAGAUGAACAAAGCAGAGAACCUGAAGGCAGAGCAGGAGCGGCAGCAGAAGCAGAUGGAGCAGGAGAAACAGCAGCUGAAGGCCACCUUGGACGAUGCAAAGAAGAAGCAGAAAGAGGCGGAGAAAAAUGUCCAGCGUCAGCAGGAGGAGCUACAGCAGCUGGAAAAGCAGCGGCAGCAGCAAGAGAAACUCCUUGCCGAGGAAAACCAGAAGCUAAGGGAGAAACUGGCACAGCUGCAAGAGGAACAUAGGGCUGCGCUGGCCCAGACCCGAGAGAUUAUGAUCCAAACAGACGACAUUCCCGAGGAUGCAGUGAUUUUGCCGACCCAGCUGACUCCGACCAAAGCGGUGCCCAAUGGCAGAGACGCCGUGGAUGGCCUGGCUCAGAACGGGGAGCCGGAGUUUGCGUUUGAUGGCAUCCGGCAGAAGGUGUCUGCAGAGAAGCUGGUUGAGGCCGGCAUCCUGGGCAAAGAGAUCUUAGACAAGUUGGUGAAAGGGACGGUGACUGUGACCGAGCUCGCGCAGAGAGAUGACCUCAGGAAAUACCUGCAGGGCCGGAGCAGCAUCGCUGGCUUGCUCAUUAAACCCACCAACGAGAAGAUGAGCAUCUACAAGGCCAUGAAGAAACAGCUGCUGAGCCCAGGCACGGCACUCAUCCUCCUGGAAGCACAAGCUGCCUCUGGCUUCAUAAUUGACCCAGUGAGAAACAAGAGGCUCUCUGUAAACGAGGCUGUGAAAGAAGGAGUAAUUGGACCAGAGCUGCACAAUAAAAUGCUGUCUGCCGAGAGGGCGGUGACUGGGUACAGAGACCCCUACACCGGAGACAGGAUCUCCCUCUUCCAAGCCAUGACAAAAGACCUCAUUGUCCAAGACCAUGGCAUCCGCCUGCUGGAGGCCCAGAUCGCCACCGGCGGCAUCAUCGACCCCGUGCACAGUCACCGCCUGCCUUUGGAAGUGGCCUACAAGCGGGGCUACUUCGACGAAGAGAUGAACCAGACCCUGUCAGACCCCACAGACGACACCAAGGGCUUCUUCGACCCCAACACGCAUGAGAACCUCACCUACCUGCAGCUGAUGGAGAGAUGCGUGACUGACCCUGAGACUGGACUCUUCCUCUUGCCGCUCACCGACAGAGCAGCCAAAGGAGGGGACCUGGCCUACACGGAUCAAGAGGCCAAAGAUGUUUUCAAGAAGGCCACGGUGUCUGCCCCCUUCGGCACGUUCAAAGGAAAGACCGUGACCAUCUGGGAGAUCAUCAACUCGGAAUACUUUACCGAGGAGCAGAGGCGAGACCUGCUCCGGCAGUACAAGACUGGCAAGAUCACCGUGGAGAAGAUCAUCAAGAUCGUCAUCACCGUAAUGGAAGAGAGUGAGAAGAAGAGCCAGCUGUGCUUUGAAGGGCUCCGCGCGGCUGUCCCUGCCGCCGAGCUGCUGGAGAGCAAAAUCAUUGACAAAGAUCUCUACAACCAGCUGCACCAGGGCAAGAAGUCUGUGAAGGACGUGGCUGAUGCAGACGCCGUAAAGAGGUAUCUGAAGGGCACCGACACCAUUGCUGGCGUCCUGGUGGAGUCGACGGGGCAGAAGUUCGCGCUCUAUGACGCCCUGAAGAAAAACCUGUUGAAGCCAGAAGCUGCCCUGCCGCUGCUGGAGGCCCAGGCAGGCACGGGGUACAUCAUCGAUCCCGUUCGGAACGAGACGCUCUCGGUGGACGAGGCCGUGAGAGCUGGAACUGUCGGGCCAGAGUUCCAUGAGAAGCUGCUGUCUGCAGAGAAGGCUGUGACUGGCUACAAAGACCCAUACACCGGGCAGACUGUCUCCCUGUUCCAAGCCCUUAGGAAAGGCCUGAUCCCCAGUGACACCGGGCUUCGCCUGCUGGACGUCCAGCUGGCCACCGGUGGCAUAGUUGAUCCUGUGAACAGCCACCGCCUGCCGCUCGAUGUUGCCUGUAAGCGGGGCUACUUCGACGAGGAGACAAGCAAGGCCCUAUCCACUCCCAGCGACGACACCAAGGCCUUCUACGACCCCAACACUCAGGAGAAUCUCACCUACGCCCAGCUGCAGAAGAAAUGCCAACUGGACAAGCAGACCGGCCUCUCCCUGCUGCCCCUCUCAGACCAGGCCAUCCGGUCACAGCAAGAGGAGGUCUACACUGACAGCCAGGCGAAGGAGUCCCUGGACAAGGCCACCCUGGAGGUGCCAGCUGGCAGCCUGAAGGGCAGGACAGUGACAAUCUGGGAGCUGAUCCACUCUGAGUAUUUCACCGAGGAGCAAAGGAGGGAGCUGCUGCGACAGUACAAGACCGGCAAGGUCACCAUUGAGAAGAUCAUCAAGAUAAUGAUCACCAUCAUCGAGGAAACGGAGACCAAGAAGCAGGAGAAGCUGAUGUUCAGCGGCCUCCGAGCACCUGUGCCUGCUAGCGAGCUGCUGGAGUCUAGAGUCCUUAGCAAGGCCCAGUACGAGCAGCUCAAGGAAGGCAAGAAGACGGUGAAAGACCUCUCUGAGACGGACUCAGUGAAGAGGUUCCUGCGGGGCAGCGACUGCAUCGCUGGCAUCUACGUGGAAGACACGAAGGAGAAACUGAACCUCUACGAGGCCAUGAAGAGAAACCAGCUGAGGCCAAGCACUGCUGUCACCCUGUUGGAAGCUCAGGCAGCCAGUGGGUUCAUGGUCGACCCCGAAAGGAACCAAAAGCUGUGUGUCAAUGAGGCUGUGAAAGCCGGUCUCGUUGGGCCGGAGCUCCAUGAGAAGCUGCUCUCCGCGGAGAAGGCCGUCACUGGGUAUAAGGACCCCUACUCCGGGAACACCAUCUCCCUCUUCGAAGCCAUGAAGAAGGGGCUGAUCCUCAAGGAGCACGGCAUCCGCCUGCUGGAGGCCCAGGUCGCUACCGGCGGCAUCAUCGACCCUGUACACAGUCACCGCCUCCCCGUGGAGGUGGCUUACAAGCGGGGCUACUUCGACCAAGAGAUGAACCGGAUCCUCUCUGACCCCAGCGACGACACCAAGGGCUUCUUCGACCCCAACACACAGGAGAACCUCACCUACCUGCAGCUAAAGGAGAGGUGCAUCGAGGACCCCGAGACCGGCCUGUACCUCCUGCCCCUGAAGCAGCCGGAGAAGCCCACCAUGGUGGAAACGACCCAUGUGUACACGGAGGCAGAGACCCGGAAAGCAUUUGAGGAAACACAGGUCAGCAUCCCUGUGGGCAGCAUGGCCGGUUCCUCCAUGUCCCUGUGGGAGAUCAUGCAGUCAGACCUCAUCCCCGAGGAGCAGCGGAAGCGGCUGAUGGAGGAGUUCCGCUCCGGCCAGGUGACCAAGGAGCGCAUGAUCAUCAUCAUCAUUGAGAUCAUCGAGAAGACAGAGAUCGUCCGGCAGCAGGACCUGACCUCCUACGACUUUGUCCGGCGCCGGAUCACUGCCGACGACCUCUAUGAGGCCAGGAUCAUCUCCCUGGAGAUAUACAACCUGCUGAAGCAGGGCUCCAAGACCAUCCGAGAGAUCCUGGAGAUAGAGACCGUCUGGAAAUACCUGUACGGAACCGGCUGCAUAGCUGGCAUCUACAUCCCCUCCACCAAGCAGAAGCUCAGUGUCUAUCAGGCCCUGAAGAAAGGACUGAUCAGCCCUGAGGUAGCCCGCUCCCUGCUGGAGGCCCAGGCUGCCACUGGCUUCAUGAUCGACCCCAUAAAGAACGAGAUGCUGACGGUAGACGAAGCUGUCAGGAAAGGAGUGGUGGGGCCGGAAAUCCACGACCGGCUGCUGUCUGCAGAGAGAGCCGUGACCGGCUACAGGGACCCGUACAGCGAGCAGAAGAUCUCGCUCUUCCAGGCCAUGAAGAAGGAUCUGAUCCCCGCCGAGGAAGCCCUCCGGCUGCUGGACGCUCAGCUAGCCACUGGUGGCAUCAUCGACCCGUUCCUGGGGUUCCACCUGCCCCUGGAGAUCGCCUAUCAGCGUGGCUUCUUCAGCAAGGAGACUUGCGACAGGCUGUCGGAGCCCAGCGAGGUCCGGAGCUACGUGGACCCCUCCACGGACGAGAAGCUCAGCUACCUACAGCUCCUCAAGCGGUGCCGGAAGGACGAGAACAACGGCCAGCUGCUGCUGCCCCUGUGUGACACGAGGAAGCUGACCUUCCGGGGCCUGAGGAAGCAGAUCAGCGUGGAGGAGCUGGUGCGGUCCCAGGUCAUGGACGAAGCGACCGCCCAGCGCCUCCAAGAGGGCUUAACCUCCAUCGAAGAAGUCUCCAAAAACCUGCAGAAGUUCCUGGAGGGCACCAGCUGCAUCGCUGGUGUCUUCGUGGACUCCACCAAGGAGCGGCUCUCCGUGUACCAAGCCAUGAAGAAAGGCAUCAUCCGGCCUGGCACAGCGUUUGAGCUGCUGGAGGCCCAGGCAGCCACUGGGUACGUGAUUGACCCCAUCAAGGGCCUCAAACUGACGGUGGAGGAGGCGGUGCGGAUGGGCAUCGUGGGCCCAGAGUUCAAGGACAAGCUCAUUUCGGCAGAGAGGGCGGUGAUCGGUUACAAAGACCCCUACUCGGGCAAACUGAUCUCCCUCUUCCAGGCCAUGAAGAAGGGCCUGAUCCUGAAAGAUCAUGGGAUCCGUUUGCUAGAGGCCCAGAUCGCCACAGGAGGCAUUAUCGAUCCAGAGGAAAGCCAUCGCCUGCCCGUGGAGAUGGCCUACAAGCGGGGCCUGUUCGACGAGGAAAUGAACGAGAUCCUCCUGGACCCCAGCGAUGACACCAAGGGCUUCUUUGAUCCCAACACCGAGGAGAACCUGACCUACCUGCAGCUCAUGGAGCGGUGCAUCACCGACCCGGAGACCGGGCUGUGCCUGCUCCCUCUGAAGGAGAAGAAGCGGGAGAGAAAGACCUCGUCCAAGUCGUCUGUCCGCAAGCGCAGAGUGGUGAUCGUCGACCCAGAGACAGGGAAGGAGAUGUCAGUUUAUGAAGCCUAUCGCAAAGGCCUCAUUGACCACCAGACCUACCUGGAGCUCUCCGAGCAAGAGUGUGAGUGGGAAGAGAUCACCAUCUCCUCCUCCGACGGGGUGGUCAAGUCCAUGAUCAUCGACAGGAGGUCCGGGCGACAGUAUGACAUCGACGAAGCGAUUGCAAAGGGCCUGAUUGAUCAGUCUGCCCUGGACCAGUAUCGUUCCGGCACCCUGUCCAUCACCGAGUUCGCAGACAUGCUCUCUGGAAACGUGAGCGGCUUCCGAUCGAGAUCUUCUUCUGUUGGGUCCUCUUCCUCCUACCCCAUAAGCCCAUCCCCUGCCAGAGCUCAGCUGACAUCCUGGAGUGACCCUGCUGAGGAGACAGGUCCGAUUGCCGGGAUCCUGGACACGGACACCCUGGAGAAAGUGUCCAUCACGGAGGCCAUGCACCGCAAUCUCGUAGACAACAUCACCGGACAGAGGCUGCUGGAGUCCCAGGCCUGCACCGGAGGCAUCAUCGACCCCAGCACUGGGGAGAAAUUCUCUGUUGCUGAUGCAGUCAACAAGGGCCUGGUUGACAAAAUCAUGGUGGACAGGAUCAACCUCGCUCAGAAGGCCUUCUAUGGCUUUGAGGAUCCAAGAACCAAGACGAAAAUGUCGGCCGCCCAAGCCUUAAAGAAGGGCUGGCUGUACUACGAAGCCGGCCAGCGGUUCCUGGAGGUCCAGUACUUGACGGGUGGGCUGAUCGAGCCCGACGUGCCAGGCCGGGUCUCGCUUGAUGACGCGCUGCAGAAAGGCACAAUCGACACGCGCACCGCCCAAAAGCUGCGGGAUGUGAACACCUACUCCAAGUAUCUCACCUGCCCCAAAACGAAACUGAAGAUCUCCUACAAGGAUGCAAUGGACAGAAGCAUGGUGGAGGAGGGAACAGGCCUGCGCCUGCUGGAAGCUUCCUCCCAGUCCAGCAAAGGAUACUACAGCCCCUACAACGUCAGUGGCUCUGGCUCCACCUCUGGCUCUCGAUCGGGCUCCCGAACAGGAUCUAGAUCAGGCUCCAGGCGAGGGAGCGUUGAUGCCACCGGCUCCGGCUUCUCCAUGACCUUCUCUUCCUCCUCCUACUCUUCCUCCAGCUACGGACGCAGAUACACAUCAGGUCCCCAGAGCGACGUGGACGCCGCUGAACUCACACUCGCCUUGUCCAGCCUCUCCGGGAGCUGCGGAUGGGAAGCAAACAGGAAGCUCCCAGAACUGCAGAGGUCUCAGCUGACGGUGGCAUAAAGUCCCCUCCCUGCCUGCCCCAGCCCCCCAAGACACCGAGGAGCUUUCCCGUUGCUCCUGCUCUGCAUGUGGUAAAGCUGCUGGCUAAUCAUCCGAGGAUUACUUUUAAACCCCAAUUUUCUUCCAAAGCAGUGCCUAAAGUUUAACCAAAAAGACGAGACUAAUAUAUAUUAAUAUAUAUGAUUGUUGGGACAGUAUUUGUAUAUUUAGCGACGAGAGAGAGAGAGAACACACUACCCUCCAGCUCAGUAGCCCCGGAGCCUGCUUCCGUUCGUACCAUCUGCAGAGUAGACAAACCAGCCGCCGCCGAGCCGCCCCCCAGCCCGGCGGAACCUGCCGACAGUUUUGCAUUUUUGAUCCUAACCAGCUAGUGACUUUUUUUAUUAACUCUGCCAGCUUCAUCCCCAGCCAUCCCCAGAGGAGGAGAGGAUACUGUCCCCAGCGCCUAGACCGGCUGCUUCUGCCAGCUGCCCUCCCCUCUUCCCGUGAAAAGAGACUGUGACCUUGGACUGACCACGCUGUCCCUCUCAGUGCUUUGGCCCAGGACAGAACCUCUGCACACCAGCUCUGGAGCCGUUGCCUGGAUCCUUUCGGCUGGCCUUUGGCAGGGCGGGGGAGGAGGCUGCUGUCUGCUCCCUGCCUCCUCCCAAGAGCUCCUCAGCCUACCUCCCAGAACCUCCCCCAGCCACUGUGGACUCAGCCCUCCGACUACAUCUUUUUCCAGUCCCACCAAAGAAGUCCCCUUGCCACUGGGAGAAUUCCUUAGCUGGGUCUCUGACGUUAGCAAGUCCUGGAUCAGUUCCCGGGGAGCCCCGGACUCAGCAGCUCCUCGGCUGUACUCCUCCACAC